Messenger RNA from Nerophis ophidion (straightnose pipefish), 1204 nucleotides. RefSeq names its product annexin A11-like. The record is from RefSeq and is a predicted model, not a curated record. Gene Ontology annotation, biological process: phagocytosis; cytokinetic process. The transcript has 7 exons. Gene Ontology annotation, cellular component: cytoplasm. Gene Ontology annotation, molecular function: calcium-dependent phospholipid binding; calcium ion binding. Lineage: Eukaryota; Metazoa; Chordata; Actinopteri; Syngnathiformes; Syngnathidae. The coding region runs from base 146 to 1204 and encodes 352 amino acids.
ACACAUCGAAUAAUGGGCGGGGUCUCUUCACGACGGAAAGCGUCUCAAGUGCCCCCGCCCACCCCAGCAGCAGCCCCGGGCGGAGACGUUGACAAGCACACGCAUACCAGCAGCACCAGGAAGAAAUAGCGACCGGGACUGAACCAUGAGCUACCCUGGAUACCCUCCUCAGGCCGGCGGUUACCCGCCACAACCUGGUGCUUACCCACCCCAGGCUGGAGCGUACCCUCCCCAAGCAGGAGGCUACCCGCCGCAGUCAGGAGGCGGCUACCCUCCUCAACCUGGCGCCUACCCGCCUCAGGCGGGAGGAUACCCACCUCAGGCCGGAGGCUACCAACCCCAGGCAGGCGGGUAUCCACCCCAGGCUGGAGGCUACCCACCUCAGGCUGGAGGCUACCCACCCCAGGCAGGAGGCUACCCACCUCAGGCUGGAGGCUACCCACCCCAGGCAGGCGGCUUCCCACCUCAAGCUGGAGGAUACCCAGCUGCACCUCCAGCAGGCAGCUGGGGGGGUGGGCCUACUGGCGGAUAUCCCUCCAUCGGUUUGAACAACCUCACCAACCCUGGAUACAACGCUGGCAUGCCAGGAGGAGCCAUGCCCCAGCAACAAGGCCAGGGGAUGGGCUACCCAGGCCAGCCUAUGCCCGGUUACCCUCAAGCGCCACCUGCCAAUCCCACAAUGCCCGGCUACGGAGGAGCGCCGGCAACUAUGCCAGGGUACCCGAAAGUUCCCUCGCCAAAUCCAUCGAUGCCAGGGUACGGAGGCGCAAUCAACCCUGUCAAGAAAGGAUUUAGAGGGACAAUCAAGGACUUUCCUGGAGCGGACCCUCUUAAAGACGUGGAGGUCCUUAGGAAGGCUAUGAAGGGCUUUGGAACUGACGAGCAGGCCAUCAUCGACUUACUGGGCAGUCGCUCCAACAAGCAGCGUGUGCCUCUGCUGCGCUCCUACAAAACCUCCUACGGGAAGGAUCUGAUUAAGGACCUACAUUCAGAACUGUCUGGCGACUUUAGGAAGCUGGUCAUGGCCAUGUUGAAGAGCCCUGCUCAGUUUGACGCCUCUGAGAUCCGUGAUGCCAUCAAGGUAAACGCACCGAUUGCUAUAUUUUUCAUACUCGUUUCAAUAGGAUGUUUGGAACUCUCGUUUCCAUGUCAGUGUUGCGCUGAGCAGAAUACAUUUAUCAUACGUUGGUGUUUCUCGCAUUGA